CUUUACAGGGAACUUACGAACGUUAGCUGUUCAGGGGGACAAUCGUGAACUACUCACGGUCUUGGCACAAAAGUGUUUGAAUGGAUAUUACCAGGUGCACGGAGAAAUGGAUGGGACACAUUUGUGGGUGAAGCAUCUUCGACCUGCAGGCACUGUGGUGGAGAGGCCUCCAACAUCCUCCAUUAUGCUGUCUACUAAGAAGUCAGAUGCCGGCUCCUCCUCCUCCACUACAUCUUCCGCAGGAGCAACGGGAGGCGAUCGGGCCCCUGUUUCUGAUGCACAGACUGGUCCAUCGGCCUCAGCUGCAGGCCCCAUGGACGUAAAGAAAAAGGAAAGGUCAUCCCCAAGUGGGGAGCCUGGAGGUGCCCCAUUGCCCCAUCAAGCAGGCCCUGGUGCGGCAGAACAAGACGCAGCUGAAGUUCGCCGAACGAGUCGUCGGAAGCGAGCAAAACAGGUGGAGUACCGCGAGAUGGACGAAAGCCUGGCUAAUCUGUCUGAGGACGAAUAUUACUCUGAGGAGGAGAGGAAUGCCAAGGCGGAGAAAGAGAGGAAGCAGGUCAUCCCUCCACCACCUCCACCACCAGAGGAGGAGAAUGACAGUGAACCAGAGGAGCCGUCUGGUGUGGAAGGGGCUGCUUUCCAGAGCCGUCUUCCUCAUGACCGUAUGACGUCCCAGGAGGCCGCGUGCUUCCCCGACAUCAUCAGCGGUCCCCAGCAGACCCAGAAGGUCUUCCUCUACAUCCGCAACCGUACACUCCAACUUUGGCUGGAUAACCCUAAAAUCCAGCUAACAUUUGAGGCCACAGCACAGCAACUUGAAGCUCCAUAUAACAGUGAUACUGUGCUGGUUCACAGAAUACACAGCUACUUAGAAAGGCACGGGCUCGUUAACUUUGGCAUUUACAAGAGGGUCAAGCCCUUACCAACUAAGAAAACGGGAAAGGUCAUAGUGAUCGGUGGAGGUGUGUCUGGUCUAGCUGCAGCCCGGCAGCUGCAAAGCUUCGGCAUGGAUGUCACAGUAUUGGAGGCCAGGGACCGUGUCGGAGGCAGAGUGGCCACAUUUAGGAAGGGCAACUAUGUAGCUGAUCUUGGAGCCAUGGUGGUCACAGGGCUCGGAGGGAAUCCAAUGGCCGUGAUCAGCAAGCAGGUUAACAUGGAGCUGGCCAAGAUCAAACAGAAGUGUCCACUGUACGAAGCCAAUGGCCAGGCUGGGGAACGAUGCACAAGUGUGCCGAAAGAAAAAGACGAGAUGGUGGAGCAAGAGUUCAACCGAUUGCUGGAAGCCACCUCCUUCCUCAGCCACCAGCUGGACUUUAACUUCCUCAACAACAAGCCGGUGUCUCUGGGUCAGGCCCUGGAGGUGGUCAUUCAGCUGCAGGAGAAGCACGUAAAAGAUGAGCAGAUAGAACACUGGAAGAAGAUUGUAAAGACUCAGGAAGACCUGAGGGAUCUUCUUAAUAAGAUGGUGACCACUAAGGAACGGGUUAAGGAGCUCCAUCAGCAGUACAAAGAGGCCAGCGAAGUCAAACCCCCGAGAGAUAUCACAGCCGAGUUCCUGGUGAAGAGCAAGCACCGCGACCUCACCGCGCUCUGCAAAGAGUAUGACGACUUGGUGGAGAUGCAGGUCAAGCUGGAGGAGAAGCUGCAGGAGCUGGAGGCCAACCCACCCAGUGACGUUUAUCUGUCAUCCAGGGAUCGGCAGAUCCUGGACUGGCACUUUGCCAACUUGGAGUUUGCCAACGCUACGCCUCUCUCCACCCUUUCUCUCAAGCACUGGGAUCAGGAUGAUGACUUUGAGUUCACUGGCAGCCACCUGACGGUGAGGAAUGGGUAUUCAUGUGUCCCUGUGGCCCUGGCUGAAGGCUUGGACAUCAAACUGAACACAGCAGUGCGGCAGGUCCGGUAUACAGCUUCAGGCUGCGAGGUGAUCGCUGUCAACACCCGCUCCACCACCCAGACCUUCAUAUACAAGUGUGACGCUGUGCUGUGCACCUUGCCGCUUGGCGUGCUGAAGCAGCAGCCCCCUGCUGUGCAGUUUGUUCCCCCGCUGCCUGAGUGGAAGACCUCUGCUAUACAGAGGAUGGGCUUCGGCAACCUCAACAAGGUGGUGUUGUGCUUCGACCGCGUGUUCUGGGAUCCCAGCGUCAACCUGUUUGGUCACGUCGGCUCCACCACAGCGAGUCGCGGCGAACUCUUCCUCUUCUGGAACCUCUACAAAGCGCCGAUCCUACUAGCUCUGAUGGCCGGAGAGGCGGCGGGUAUCAUGGAGAACAUCAGCGAUGACGUGAUUGUCGGCCGCUGCCUGGCCAUCCUCAAAGGAAUAUUUGGAAGCAGCGCGGUGCCGCAGCCGAAGGAAACCGUGGUCACCCGUUGGCGCGCCGACCCCUGGGCUCGGGGCUCCUACUCGUACGUGGCAGCAGGUUCUUCGGGUAACGACUACGACCUGAUGGCACAGCCCAUCACACCGGGCCCCGCCAUCCCGGGAGCCUCACAGCCCGUCCCUCGCCUGUUCUUCUCUGGGGAGCACACGAUCAGGAAUUACCCCGCCACAGUCCACGGCGCCCUGCUCAGCGGGCUGCGCGAGGCCGGACGCAUCGCUGAUCAGUUCCUGGGGGCCAUGUACACGCUUCCCCGGCAGGCCACUCCCACAGCUGCCAGUAACCCUCAACAGGCUCAUCCCACCCCCAGCGCUUGAAAUUGCCUCACCCAGUUCCUUUCCGCUCAGGACUGUGGGACCAACUGAAGCAGUUAACGAGAAAAUAAAAGCUUACCCAUAAACUGUUGAUAUUUCUGUACGUGAAAGAUCAUGGGAGUACCGUACAACACUCUGCAUCAUUGCCUUUCCUCUAGUAAUGACACACAGGAAAUAGAUUUUCUGUCCUUUAGGUAUGGUGUGAAAUUGAGAUUAAGUGGAGCAUUACAGAUCUGUACACCCAUGCCACCCACUACAAUGACUAGGCACACGUGUAAAGAAUUGCUACAUAGUAAUGUCAUAACUCAUCUUUAGAAAUGUCAUUUUCCACAGCAUGGCAUCAUGUUUGGAGUGUAUGUGAUCUCAUUGUGAGCAUAUCUGCAAAACGUAACGUCUAUUUAUGUGCCCUUGUUUAAAUCCAGAAAGUACGCAGAACCUGGAGCCAGAUAUUUUGUAAAAGACAGAUGUCAAACUCCGUGACAGUCUCAAGGCCUCGUCUUGGUUGUCUUAAGUACUGUAGCUGUAUGCCUCUUGAGUUUACUUUAUUAUUUACAGUUGCAGAAUAGUGGAAAAACUUAAAGAUUUAAAGAAUUGUGAAUGUUUUUGUUGCCAUAGCAGUUUAUUUUAUUAUGGUUGUCACACUUUUUUUUUUUAUAUCGACAAUUUUUCUGUUAUUAAAAUAAGUCAUGAAUUG
Messenger RNA from Gasterosteus aculeatus aculeatus (three-spined stickleback), 3386 nucleotides. Lineage: Eukaryota; Metazoa; Chordata; Actinopteri; Perciformes; Gasterosteidae. The record is from RefSeq and is a predicted model, not a curated record.